Messenger RNA from Radiomyces spectabilis, 1368 nucleotides. RefSeq lists its product as uncharacterized. The record is from RefSeq and is a predicted model, not a curated record. Bases 174 to 1199 code for a protein of 341 amino acids. The transcript is spliced from 2 exons. Lineage: Eukaryota; Fungi; Mucoromycota; Mucoromycetes; Mucorales; Radiomycetaceae.
AGUGCAUCCCAACCGCCAUCAAGGUACGCGGUACUUUUAGAUAGCCGAAAUUGUAUGAGUAAAUCUGAUAACCAUUGGUGGUUAGUGCUUCUGCGCUCACUCAUCCAUCCACUUUGGAAACGUCGGGUCAAGAAUCCAGUUCAUCUGAUCAGCGCGAAGCGAUAUCUUCCAAGAUGGGUGAGGACAUUCUAGCUAGUCAAGAGAAUGCUUCUGUGAAUACGGCAGCAGCAGAUGAUGCCACGCAACCUCCUGCUCAACAGACAUCACAACAAGAACAACAAGCAUACCACCAGCAGCAGCAGCAGCAUCAACCGGCCCAUGAUGCAGCCAUGGAUCCACUAUCUUCUGUUUACAAUUCGUAUGCGUCAUAUCAACGAAUGCACCCCGAAUUCAACAUGAAUCCAAUGGCGUUAUCAUCCAAUUACGGUCUCUAUGGUUCGGACACUCAGCGGCCACUUGGAUCCAUGGGCUACUAUGACUUUAAUGCAUCUGCUCACUCACUAUCUGGCAUGCCAAUGGGAGGUUAUCAAGCAAGAGACAAAGCUGGUCAAGAAAACCCGCUGAUUGCCGGUGCCUCGGACCCAUCUCAGGCGUUAGCACAGCAACACAUGUUUGCCCAUCCUUACUAUCAGCAGUAUUAUUACAUGGGAAAUCAGUACGCAGAUAUGUAUGGGCAGCCAUUGUUCAAUAAGAACAUGUAUCCAAUGUAUGCAGCAGCCCAACAGCAGACAGCGACCAAACCGUCCAUGGGAUCAUCUUAUACCACAGGUACAUCUCCCUAUACAACGCAGGCAUUGUACGGGCAAGGAAGUACGACUGCGAAUGCCAGUUAUGAAGAUCUGUUACAGCAGCGUUUGCAUGGAUUGGAUGAUUAUCAGCGCGGCAAUUACAACGGGGGUGUGUCUAUGCAAAAUCUUUUGAACAGCAUGUCCAGCACCCCGCGCACCCCAUCUUCGCAUCCAUCGCUCCCGAAAUCCUUGUCGCAACAGCCACCGUCAAUGCAAACAAGCAGUGAACAGAGGUUGAACUCAUCCGCCAAUGAUUCAUCCUCCUUUGUGGGCUCCAUUCCUCAAGCCUAUCCAAACUAUUUCCAACAGCAAAUGUUUUCCUAUCAGCAGCAACAACAACAGCAACAGCAUUCUCAGCCGCAGCAUCCGCAGCAACAGACUUAUCGUCAUCCGCAAUACUGGAACCAAUAAAGAAACAAUGACCGAUAUUGAAACAUUUUAGAAUGAAAUGGCAAUCAGAGAUAAAAAUAAAAAAAAGAACCAAUGUUGCAGUUGCAGGAAAAAAAAACGUUGCAUUGAUAGAUGAAAAAAUAUGCAUCUUGCCAUUGGAUAAGAGAGAUGAUGCGGGAAAAGGUUUGUC